AUGUCGGACGGUGACGUUGUGGACGGUGUGUGUGUGCGCUACGCGUGCAAGUGCGGUCACCUGGCGCCCGUGAGCUCGCUUUUCUUCAGCGAAACGUGUGAGAAACUGGUCUGCCGCUUGCCUCGAUGCAGCGUGGAGGAGUUCGAGUCGUAUUACUGCGGGAACCUGUUGGUAAAUCUGCCGUCGAAAGAGGCGUCCAUGUAUCAGAACCGCUCGAGCCGCUGCUUCAGCUGCCCAACGUGCGAGACAGCGCUCUCCACUGCUAUUCACGAGCAGCGCUACUUUUUCCUAUGUGGGCACUGUCGUUGGGACUCGCUAGAGCUGGGACUGGUCGAUGACGACCCGGACGCGCUGAUCAUGACUGCAAUUACACGCGAGCGUCAAGCUGCCCACGAGGACGUCUUCCAGACAUUGCACUCACACUACGCGACGCUCAGCUCGCUGCAACUGCUGGCAGACUCGAUGAAGGAGCUGCAGCGUGAGCACCAGAUGAAGAAAUUCAGACUGCAAAGGAUGUCGGAGAUGGGAGGCUGGAAAUACGACCAGGCACUGGCUAAGGUGCAGGAGAAGGAGCAAUGGCUGCUACAACAGAGACGUGAGCAUCAAUGGCCGGAACUGACGAAGCAGCUUGCGGCUUUGCAGAUCCAAGGGACAUCAUGGGGUCAGGACACGCCUGAGAAGACUCGCGAAAUGCUAGAAAACCUGUCGCAGAAACGUGAAAUGGGGGAGGUGUCGACACUGCACCAACGACUGCUGAAUCCUUUGGAUCAGUCACGGGACGCUGACAAGCUCUUCCCGUCUCGGCCACUGCUGCGUGUAAAGCGCACAUGGCGGUGUGUAGAGUCGAUUAAGCGAGGUACAGCUGGUAUCCUCGUCAAGCCACAGAUCAGUCCUAUGAGUGGAGAUAGCUCGUUGCCCGUGUCGGCGUCUUGGUUCAAGAAGGCCAACUUGGCCGCGCACUACGUGCCUGUCAUUACGUUCCAGCGACUGCCCUACCGUGUUGAUGGCACUGAUUGUGUAGAAUGCGUUCUUCUCGUGGAGAACCCACUGGACGAUGCCAUUCGCAUUACUUUUCGAUCUAUCGUACUGCAGGAUUUGACUCCGAUCAUCGUUGGGCCGUAUGAAGACCCGAAUCUUGCAGAUGCGUUCAUCGACGAUGAACCGCUUUUCGGCGCUAACGGUGACGAACACAACUCGAUGCUAAUUCAAGCUACUCGAAAUCUAAUCAAGAUAAAGCUUCCGCUCGUCGUUAAUCCUGGUACUUCGAUGUCGACGAUUUCAGCACGAUUCAUCAUGGACACGGAGAGAUUUGAUGAAGACGCGAAUGAAGUUAUCGAGAAUUCACUGCUAAGUAUUCCAGUUGUGAUCACAGCUCCGAUCCCGUAA
Molecule: messenger RNA, 1386 nt
Organism: Phytophthora infestans T30-4
Lineage: Eukaryota; Oomycota; Peronosporomycetes; Peronosporales; Peronosporaceae
Exons: 4
Coding region: 1-1386 (461 amino acids)
Cellular component (GO): dynactin complex
Source: RefSeq, a predicted model, not a curated record